Messenger RNA from Conger conger (European conger), 3644 nucleotides. Its product is annotated as matrix metalloproteinase-17-like. The transcript is spliced from 11 exons. The record is from RefSeq and is a predicted model, not a curated record. Gene Ontology annotation, biological process: extracellular matrix organization; collagen catabolic process; proteolysis. Lineage: Eukaryota; Metazoa; Chordata; Actinopteri; Anguilliformes; Congridae. The coding region runs from base 511 to 2394 and encodes 627 amino acids. Gene Ontology annotation, cellular component: extracellular matrix. Gene Ontology annotation, molecular function: metalloendopeptidase activity; zinc ion binding.
CGUAUAUGGGUCCAUCUAAAAUAGACAGCAGUCUACUUAACUCGUUGAUGGUUUCGGAGCUGGAGCACUGGAUAGUUCCUCUGACUGCCUUCGCAACGCGCGCUUCUGGUCUUUUUCUCCCCCCCUGAAACUACAGAGCAAGAAAGAGCUGCCACCGUUAACAGAGAAGAACUGUACAUUUGAAGAGCUAUUUUUUCCAUCGCCAAUAUACCCAUUCGUUCUGCCCAGAAGCCUUAUCGAAGCCGGGAAAUUCGUCUUCUGAACUGACUUAACCGGUGCAUUUAAGGAUGAAUGCAAACAGACAUGAUGAGAAUAUUUAAAUCUCAGUAUACGCUAACAGUUUUGACUGUAAUUCGACUUUUUCCUAGAGGAACGUAGGCUAGUUUCACCUUCGGAUCGCAGCAUCCUCAACCAUCGUCAACCACAUCCGCACAUAUAUCCUAAGUUCACAGUGCGCGUGCAACAAGGUUUUUAUUUUGUUGCCAUGUAUAGAAAUGUGAUUACACAUGCAUGCUAUGCAAAGGACUGAGUUAUAUUCAGUCCUUGGAUGUGGCCGGAGUACGUGAACACAUGCGCCAAAAUCAAGUUUUGGAAAUGAUUGUACUUAAUUUGUGGAAGCGGGGAUCAUCGCGGCAGCGUUGGAUAAUAUACUCCGAUAUGUUUUUGGUACCAAUUCUUUGGCUCUUCUCCGAGACGUUCGCGGCACCCUCGCUGACGGCCGAGCAGAUCAACAUGGGGGUGGAUUGGCUGACCAAGUUUGGGUACCUCCCACCCCCAGACCCAGUGACAGGACAGCUGCAGACCAAGGAGGCUUUGACCAAAGCCAUCAAAGCCAUGCAGAAGUAUGGAGGAUUGGAGGAGACAGGAGUGCUAGAUGAAGAGACCCUGGUGCUGAUGAAGACUCCUCGCUGCUCUCUGCCAGACCUCUCAGAGCCAGAACCUCAUUCAGGCCGGCGGAGACGCUCAGUGCCCUCCCAGACCAAGUGGAGCAAAAGACACCUGUCCUGGAGAAUACGGACAUUCCCGAAGGAGUCUCACCUGCUGGGGAGGGACACGGUGCGGGCCCUGAUGUACUAUGCGCUGAAGGUUUGGAGUGACAUCUCACCCCUCAACUUCCACGAGGUGGCAGGCAGCGAGGCAGACAUCCAGAUUGACUUCACCAAGGCUGACCACAACGACGGAUACCCCUUCGACGGACCUGGGGGCACCGUGGCGCAUGCGUUUUUUCCUAGCGACCGAUUCACAGCAGGCGAUGCACACUUUGACGAUGACGAAGCCUGGACGUUCAGGUCACCAGAUGCCCAUGGGAUGGAUCUGUUUGCGGUGGCUGUGCACGAGUUUGGCCACGCCAUCGGCCUGGCACACACCUCCGCCAUCGAGUCCAUCAUGCGGCCGUACUACCAGGGCCCGGUGGGAGAUCCACUAAAGUACAGCCUCCCCUACGAGGACAAGGUCCGUGUCUGGCAGCUCUAUGGGGUUAGAGAUUCAGUGUCCCACACAGAACGCCCUGAUAUCUCCCACAGUGCAGAACCCCCUGUCCUCCUGGAUCUCCCUGAAAACAGGUCCACUGUCCCGCCCGCUCGUGACGCCCCAGACAGAUGCAGCACUCACUUUGAUGCCGUGGCCCAGAUUCGUGGAGAGGCCUUCUUUUUCAAAGGGAAGUACUUCUGGCGUCUGACUCGAGAGAAGCACCUGGUGUCUCUGCGUCCGGCCCAGAUCCAUCGGUUCUGGAGGGGCCUGCCGGCCAACCUGGACAGCGUGGACGCUGUGUACGAGCGGCCUGGGGACCACAAGAUCGUCUUCUUCAAAGGACAGAAGUACUGGGUGUUUAAAGACAACAACGUGGAGGAGGGCUACCCCCGACCUAUCAGCGAUUUUGGCCUGCCAACGGAGGGUGUGGACGGUGCCUUUGUAUGGCUGCACAAUGAAAAGACCUACUUCUUCAAGGGCAGCCAGUACUGGCGCUAUGACGACCACCUGCGGCGCAUGGAUAUGGGCUACCCCAAGGACAGCAUGUUGUGGAAGGGAGUCCCUCCACAGCUGGAUGACGCCAUGAGGUGGUCUGAUGGUGCCUCCUACUUCUUCAAGGGUAAGGAGUACUGGCGGGUGGUGGGGAGUGACAUGGAGGUGGAGGCGGGGUACCCGCGGCCCGUUGGGAAGGACUGGCUGCUGUGCACUGAUAUGCAGUCUGACUCUCCGGCCCUGGAAGCCAACGGCACAGAGACUCGCUCUCACGGCCAGCGGCACGCCAGCCACGCGGAGAACAACUACGAGGUGUGCUCCUGCACCUCCGACUCAGCCAUGGCCCUCUCUGCCCGCCUCACCCUCUCCUCCCUGUGGCUACUAACCCCCCUCUGGACACUCACAGCGACUCUCUCUACAUCGUCAUGGUGACAGGGGCCACGGACUCAUGGACACAGACAGGCAAAAAAUGGCUGCCUUUUCUUUUGUGCUUUUGUUUUUCUCUUUGGUAGUACAGUACAGCCACAUGACGCGCAACCAUUUUGUGAAUACACCUGCAUAGUUAUUUUUUUACAGUCAACAUAACUAAUGUCAACUUUAUUAUUCCCAGUAUUAUUUAUGAAAAAGGUAUAUAUACAAUGAAUAAAAUCAAAGUUGUUUCAUAUUGUGAAGAAAUGGAAAAUAUUUUUUUACUUUUAAAGUUUCAGAUUGUAUGAUCUUUGGUAAAACAGUGGAUGUAUUUAUAGUAAUUGUACACCUAAUAAUGAACCAUUAGAACAGUAAUUGAAUUCCCAGGAAAACUUUUUUUAAUUACUUAAAGCCUUUAAUAUCAGGGGAAAUAUAUAGAUUCAAUAUAUAUGCUUUUCAACUUCCAUACAAAAACUGCAUUCCAGCAGAAUUGUGUAAUACCUGUCAUAUGCUUUUGCUGUAGAAAGUCAUCUGUCUCACACCAGAACAGUACAUAUGUGGACAUCCGUACUCAGCUUUACUGAACUGAAAAGCAGGCAUUGUAUUUUCCUUGGGCUCUUGGAAUAAAAACUGCACUACAGGUAUAGAUAUUGCAAAGUCAGCUCCAAGUUUAGUCCUGUGUUUCAUGCAGUUUACUAAAGUGGGGGGUUCCAUUGGAUCUUGAUGUUCUUAAAGCAUUUCCAAGCCUUUCUCUUAGGGCCCAGAGAGUUCAUAUGUCACUUGCUAUGAAGGCAAUUCAAGAGGUGUUUUGAUAUUACUAAGUGGAUAUAAUUAAUGUGUUUUGUAUAGAUUACUCACCGUUAAAAAGUCUCAAUUUUUAAGUCCCAGCUCUGACAACCAAGAGAGGCUUUUAUACAGUAGUAAGACAAACAUGCAUGUGCAGUGGAAUGUAUUUCUUCUGACAUGCUGUUGAUAUCACGCUGAAGGCCAUUUGGAUAAAUAUUCUGUAAUACCAAAAGGGAAAUAAACAAUAAAAAGAACAAAAAAAAGAACAAGGGCAGUUUUUAUUUCAUUAUUUCUGUAUAACCAACAACUGAAUAUUUGUCACAUUCAGCUUAUUUGCUGUUAUAUACUGGGUAAUGGGCAUUCUGCUAGUGCAGGAAACUAUGUACCUGACAGUGAGAUCAAAACAAACAGUUGCCUGGGCCAUAUUCAUUCAAUUUGUUGUACUACACUACUAUUUCAACAUAAUGAAAUAAACAUUGUGUAAUCAA